AUAAAGACACUAUAUAAAUAUUCAAGUAUUUUAAGAGCAAUAAUUAGUUUGGAAUUCUGGGCUGGGAUAGUUUCUUCAAAUUAUGUAUCCAACUGACGUUGACAUAUUGACAUCAGUGGCAAUUUGACAGUUGUGUUGACAGUUUAGAAGUGUCAAGUCCAUAUGAUAGUUCUUUGUUCACAGUUUUUCCCUUAUCAAUUUUAAUUAUAGCUGAUAAUGUACUUAAGUGGUUAAAUUAACGGCUCCUUCCGUCUCCUUCACAGUGCAGAACUAUAGAAUGAGGACGUCAGUUAUGAUGAAUUGUUCUUUAAUAAAUAAUGAAAAUAAUUCAAUAUUUGGGGAACGUAGAAAUCAUUUGAUAUCUAUGUGGGAUAUAUUAUUUGGAGAUCAACCUAAAGAGUGGAUAGGAUUCAAGCCAGCUUUAGGGGCAUAUGUCUACCCUUGCUAUGCUUGCCGUAAUUUAUUCUCUUCGUUAUCAUCGUUGCAGGAUCAUGUUAACAGAAGAAUUAUAGUCUUGAAAUACAAUUGUUACAACUGCCCAAAUGAAGAUUUAACUUUUUAUAAUAGAUGCUCUCUUCUAUUACACGCACGAUUACACUUCACCGAAAAUGAAGGACAAAUUAACCUUUCUGAAGUAAAUACUUUCGCAUUACCUUUACAUUUAGCAGGAUUUUUACCAAUCGCUGACAUUCCAACACUAUAUGAAUGUGAAGAAGAUGCAGCUAGUGAUGAUAUUUACUUUAAUGUUCAGUUUUACGCUCCGAACAUUCUUGAUCAUGGAAAACAGGUUAUCAUUUUAAAACCGACUGACUUUGUGUAUAAAGAACCUAAUCAAACUUUAGUUUUAAAGCAAAUUUGUAAAACCAUACCAAAGUGUCGAUUUAUUACUGCAGAAGAACAAUUAAGUCUGAAACAACAGUUUUUAUCGGAAAAUGAGACUGACGGCGAGAAUGCUAAUAUAAAAGUAGAAUUAUUCGACUACAUAGAUCAAAUUACUUUACCUAUUAUAUCCAAAGUUGAAUCCUUACAUGAAAAAACUUAUAACAUUCCUCAUUGCUUAGAAUGCAAAUCUAUUCAAAAAGGCACCAUGGCUAAACACUAUCAAGGUAAUAAUAAACCAACAGAUCCUAAUUUAACUUGUCCUGUUUGCAAAUUCGUGGCCUCGACCAAGUGUUCAUUUAAAGCACAUAUUAGAAUCCAUAAUGCUGAAGCACCACAUGUUUGUCCAGAUUGUGGAAAAGAUUUUGAGGAUUCUGAAAAGCUGCAGAAGCAUUUAGACGAUGUGUGUUUUCAUUUGGCAAAGAACGUAAAAUUUCGAUGUGCUGGAAAGCGAUGUGGGAAACUAUUUGCUUCGGAAACUAAUUUGGCGCUUCAUUUUAAACAACAUUUUCAAUGUGUUUGUACUUGUACAGUAUGUAGUGGUGCCUUUUCAGAUAAUGAAAGUGUAGAAAAACAUAUUGUAUUUCACAAUGGUAAUUGUUCAUUUGAAAGAGUGUUCAAUUGCUCUCUUUGUGUAGAUAAAGGGCCACUAAAUGAAAAUGAAUUUAAUGACCAUUUAGAUAGUCAUAUAGAUGGUACUCGUACUGGUGUAUAUGUUUAUAUGUGUCGUCACUGUCGUAACUACUUUAGAUCAACAGCUACAUUUGCUACACAUUUACUGAAAUGUAAUAGUAAGCAUUGUACUGAUGCUGGAACAUUUCCAAAUUGUGAUAAUUGCAAGAAUCAUAAUUAUUGUGAGGCAAGGAAAUCGUUUGGGUUUUGUAUUAUUAAAUCCAAGCGAUCAGUUAAGAAAUCCAUUAUAACUAUUAAGAAAUAUUUCUGUAUCUUAUGUUCCGAACAAAUUCAAUUGGAAAAUAAACUUAUCCAUAUGAAAAAAUGUCGAUAUGCUUGCCCAGUAAUUUUACUUCACAAAAUAAGUGAUAAAGAUCUGAAUAUUUCUUUUGGAUCGUCUUCUAGUGAUUCGUUUCGUAGCGAUAGAGAUAUCAAGAGGUCAUCAAGAUAUGGCGAUUCUCCGAGGUCUGAUGAAAAUUCAAGGAAAAAAAGAAAGAAAAAUUUAACUAUGAGAACUAGGAAAAUUGAAAAGGAUAGAGAACCCGAUUUAACUGCUGAUAAACCUAUAGAAUUCGAUGGUACUUACUAUUGUAAAUUAUGCGAUUACAAGAAUGUAGUGCGUUCCGAAUUUCACAUACACAUUCGAUCUCACAGAGACAUUUCAACGUCUUAUCAAUGCAUGGAAUGCGGAGAAUGCUUUGUUGUUAAACCAACACUUAUUAAGCACCUUCUUCAUUUCCAUAACGUUUCUGACUAUCAAUCUUACCUGAAUGAAAAUGACUGCUACGAUGUAAACGCUGUUAAAGAACUAGAAAAUAUUAUGCGACUUGCACCAGGUGAAUCAAAAGAACCCGUUAAAAAUAAUCAGUGCAGUGUUUGUUUGGCGGAAUUUGAGGAUGGUGCCACAUUAAAUACACAUUACAGGAGUCAUGGAAUGGCGUUUUUACUCAAGAAUGUUAAAUAAUUGUUUUCUAUAUAAUUGUGUUUUUCUUUUUGAUUUUUAAAUAUUAAUAAAGAUUACGAAAAAUUAAAAACGUACGAUACUUUUGACCCUCAACACACUGAUUGAUCCGCUAAUGAAUGAAAAGCUUUAGUAGAUUUAUAGAAAACGCAUUCAAAUAAAAUUGAAAACUAG
Messenger RNA from Psylliodes chrysocephalus, 2686 nucleotides. The record is from the annotation of a GenBank genome assembly. Lineage: Eukaryota; Metazoa; Arthropoda; Insecta; Coleoptera; Chrysomelidae.